Messenger RNA from Pseudo-nitzschia multistriata, 1914 nucleotides. The record is from the annotation of a GenBank genome assembly. Lineage: Eukaryota; Bacillariophyta; Bacillariophyceae; Bacillariales; Bacillariaceae.
CGUACGUACCGGUAGUACGAACAGUAUUUUAAGAAGAAUCUUUCUUUCGGAUUCGGAAAUUACUACCAGCGAACAAUCGUGAUUGUGGGUUCGGCAACGACGAUGGCGCUCCGAGGCGAUCUUUGGGGCGUUCGAGGUCUCCAUCGGUGGAACACUCGGAUUGUCCAUCGAGGAAUCGCAACGAAACGAUCCGCAUUCCAUUCCGCGAGCAACGAUGCAUUUUGCCGUGGGCCCGAGCCGCGCACGGUGUCUUCCUCGUCGGUGUGGAUGCGCCACCGUUCGCGGCGCYCGCUUGGAUCGACAACGCCUCUUUGCCACCCGAACCUUCCSCACGACCUGGGCGGCAACUCGGGGUUUCGGUCACCAAUCCCCGUCGGCUCUUCCGGGGACGAUCUGCGGGCAUGGGAACGAGAAUGCCACGCGCUUUUCGCCGUCCUAGCCUCCAAGGACGUGAUCAAGACCGAUCAGCUGCGCCGUGCCAUCGAAGACCUGACACCGRAACAAUACAGCGAGUGGAGCUAUUACGGGCGUUGGAGUGCGGCAAUGGCAACCCUCUUGCUGGACCGGGGACUGAUAUCCGACGASGAUCUGAGGCGCUCAUUGUUUGGAAAKGAAAACAAUGCCGGGUCUUCUGUUUCRAAACCACCCGAGUUCCGGGCCGGAGACUCUGUUCGURUAAAGUCGUUCCAAGAUGGAGUCGAGUGGAGGCGGCCCCACAUCCGCACACCCGGUUACGUUUAUGGUGUAAAUGGAAGGAUUGUCGAUGUGUGCGGUAGAUUCGGAGAUCCUUCGUUUUUGGCCUUGGGCCUCGAAGCUCCAGAGGUCUGGUUGUACAGAGUCGUAAGUGCAGUGCGAGCAGAAUGAAACGGGUUCGCUCAUCAGCUUUGGUUCCGUGGUGCAGCACAAGUCCGCCUCCUAUUUCGACUCUUGGACGAUGAUUCACCACUUCCGUGCAUGCRUUUUUUGCUUUCAACCCGCAUUSCCAGGAGAUUUCCAUGGAGGAUUUGUGGCCGGAACAAGUUUCCGAAAAAAACACUCUGAGCAUAGAAGUCUAUGAACACUGGYUGGUUCCAUCGGACAMAAAUUCAGGACACGGCUAUCAGGAGAUGAAACUCUUCAACCACGAAGASGACGGCAGGGACUGUUCCCACCAAGACGUCCAUUCUCACGGCGGAAAUUCACACGAUCCACGCACCAUCACAGAGAAGCGGGCAGUGGAAGACGAAGGCCCCCCUCGUCCGGGCGAGGACUUCUUUCGUGGGCUUCUCCAAACCAUCCUGGACAAGAAAAUAGUUUCGGGAGAAGAAGUCAGAGCCAUGAUCGAAGGCCUUGACUCUGCCGGUCGAWCAAUGGCGGGCCGAGAUCUAAUCGCAAGGGCCUGGAUGGAUCCGGUGUUUGAAGAACGAUUGCUGGAGGAUGCGGCCGGUGCGGCCCUGGAACUGGGCAUCCACACCUCGAAUCCGAAUKCACCGACGGUACUCACCGUUGUAAAAAAUACUUCAAAGGAACACAACCUCAUUGUGUGCACUCUCUGCAGCUGUUAUCCGUCCGGUCUGUUGGGAAUUGCWCCUCCCUGGUACAAGUCUAGUGAGUUUCGAUCCCGUGCGGUUCGAGAACCGAGAGAGGUCCUCAACGAAUUUGGAACGCAGCUGCCCCAAACCCAAUCGAUUCGGGUUCACGAUUCCACCGCCGACCAUCGCUAUCUCGUGAUGCCGCAGAGACCGAAGGGGACGGRCGGCUGGUCCGAGAACGAGCUCAAGCAACUGGUCACGCGAGAUUCUAUGCUCGGUGUUGCCCUUCCGAUGGCACCACUGGAGUAAUAACGYAUURGAUCCGUCGAAGGAUCUGAACGAUCGUGGAUGGGGACUGUGGUUGCUAAAAUAUGGGUAUAUCUAAUAAACUGUCAACUAUUGA